AUGAGCUCGUGCACCGAGAAGGGAUACUCGGCGGCCGAAAGCCAGACUGAGCCUGUUUGUCGUACUUUGCCUGUCGCAGACGUCGAAAAGGCAAACGCUGGCAAAAUCACACAAGUUGCCGUCGAGGGAGAAGAUAGAGGAAAUCAGACCAACUCUUUAGGCGGCCUCGAGCGCUGGAACGGAUCACGAAAUAAUACUGCUCGCUUCAUGGUGGUUAACUUUGCUCUGUUUAUCAUGGGCAUGAACGACGCCUGCAUCGGUGUCCUUCUUCCAUAUAUCGAACUAUACUACAACGUCAACUACACCCAAGUCUCGACCCUCUUCAUCGUCCCUUUCGUCGGCUACGUCGCUGCCGCCCUCUCCAACAACUGGAUUCACUACAAAUCCGGCCAGCGUGGCGUGGCGAUGAUUGGGCCCGUCUGCCGCAUUAUCGGCUAUCUGCCCAUGGCACUGCAUCCUCCGUUCCCUGUGUUGCCCGUCGCCCUCCUCGUAGCUGGCUACGGCAAUGGCAUCGAGGACAGUGCCUACAACGCCUGGGUCGGCAAUAUGCACCAGGCCAACGAGCUCCUCGGUCUGGUCCACGGUGCAUACGGUCUCGGUGCCACCAUUAGUCCCCUCGUCGCGUCCGGCAUGGUGACCAAGGCCCACCUCCAGUGGUACACCUUUUACUACGUCAUGAUAGGUUUGGUUUGCUGCGAGUUUGUGACUGGUAUGCUGGUUUUCUGGCCCCACGACGGAGCAUCCUAUCGUAGAAGACUAGCAUACGAUGGCGAAAGUAGGGAGCGCAUUACCACGCGCCGUGUCCUCAAGCAGCCACUGACUUGGGUCGUGGCCAUUUUCCUGCUCGGCUACGUUGGAAUUGAAGUCAGUCUCGGAGGCUGGAUCCCUACCUUUCUUAUAAACGUCCGUCACGCUGAGCCAUUCUUGGCCGGUCUUUCGGUAACAAUGUUCUGGCUGGGCUUGACACUAGGCCGUGUCAUUUUGGGCUUCGUUACCGGUCGCGUUGGCGAAAAGCUCGCCAUAACUGUGUAUAUUCUCCUCAGCAUUGUCUUGCAGCUGUUAUACUGGCUCGUGCCCAACUUUGCCGUGUCAAUGGUCUUCAUCAUCCUUCUCGGCUUCUUCCUCGGCCCUCUCUUCCCAGCAGCCAUCGUGACAGCGACCAAGCUGCUUCCACCCGAAUACCACGUCAGUGCGAUUGGGUUCGCAGGCGGCUUUGGUGGUGGCGGAGCAGCCAUCAUUCCUUUUGCUGUUGGUGCCAUUGCGCAAAGCAAAGGCGUUUCCGUGUUGCAGCCAAUCGUUCUAGCAUUUCUCAUUUUUGAUCUUAUCGGCUGGCUGGUCAUGCCUGGGGGUUUCAAGAGAGGCGGACUGGAGAGAGCACGCGAGGAGAAGACUCCUGUAGGUGGUGACUUUGUACAGGCUGGUAAAUGGGUGGCAGCAAAGGCACAAAUAAACUAG
Messenger RNA from Cordyceps militaris CM01, 1455 nucleotides. RefSeq names its product MFS transporter, putative. The transcript is spliced from 3 exons. Gene Ontology annotation, molecular function: transmembrane transporter activity. Gene Ontology annotation, cellular component: membrane. The record is from RefSeq and is a predicted model, not a curated record. Gene Ontology annotation, biological process: transmembrane transport. The coding region runs from base 1 to 1455 and encodes 484 amino acids. NCBI's taxonomy places the organism in Eukaryota, Fungi, Ascomycota, Sordariomycetes, Hypocreales, Cordycipitaceae.